AUGGAUCAAAUCGAACGCAUCCUUUCACCCAUUACUGCAAAGCCUCCUCGCUCAAGAGGCACAUGUCCUAACGAAACUCCAUACCUGAACGAAAAUGGCCAUGUCGAUUUUGCACCUGGCGACAUCGAGAAUCCAAAGAACUGGUCGUCAGCCAGAAGAUGGUACAUCACCCUCGUUUCGGUUUCGAUGGUCACCAAUGCCACCUUCGCUUCUUCUGCACCAUCAGGGUGCCUACAGAGCAUGGCAAAAGAAUUUCACGUAUCGGACACGGUAGCCCAGUUGACCAUCACUCUUUUUCUCGUCGGAUACUGUGCUGGGCCUUUGUUCUUCGCCCCGCUUUCCGAGUUCUACGGCCGGCGAUAUAUCUUUCUUAUAAGUUUCUUCGCGUACCUGGCAUUCAAUGUUCUUUGCGCCCUUAGUGCGAAUUUCGCUUCUCUUCUGGUCGGUCGGUUUCUCACCGGCACCUUCGUCAGUAGCGCGCUCUCCAACGCGCCGGCGGUUUUGGUGGACAUAUGGAGUCCGCUGGAGCGAGGUAACGCAAUGGCAAUCUUCUCAUGUGCGACGAACGUAGGUCCAGCGCUAGGACCCGUUGUGGCAGGCUUUCUAGAACUGAAAAAGGACUGGAGAUGGGCCUUUUAUGUGCUCUUGUGGAUGGGAGGAGGCACAGCUGUGUUUCUUCUCACGCUUCCUGAGACACAACCAAACACGAUCCUGCAGGCGAAAGCAGAACGAUUGCGCAAGCUCAAGAUACCAGGCUUCGAAGACAUCAAAGCAUCUGUGGAAACAACGGACCGGUCUCUGAAAGCCAUCUACAAAGUCGCGCUGUCUAGACCCUGGAUUAUCUUGUUCGAUACGAUCUCUUUUCUCAUUGCCAUUUACAUGUGCGUUGUUUAUGCACUGCUCUACAUGCUAUUCACAAUCUACCCCGUUGUGUUCCAACAGAAGCGAGGCUGGAAUUCCGGGGUCGGAGAGUUGCCCCUAAUUGGAACAGCGAUCGGGCCAUGUCUAGGGGGUAUCGUCGUCUUCCUCAAGUCCAACCAAGACCGCAAAAAGGUUCUGCAAGGUUAUGAAUUGCAACCCGAAGAUCGAUUACCACUCGCCAUGAUAGGCGGCACAGGGUUUGCCGUGACGAUGUUCUGGUUUGCCUGGACAGGAGAGUAUAACAGUGUCCAUUGGAUAGUACCUACAAUAGCAGGCGUGUUUCUCACCGCGUCUAUCAUGCUCAUCUUCGUGACCUGCCUGAACUAUCUCACAGACACAUACAAAAUGUAUGCGGCGAGUGCAGUAGCCGCGAAUACAGUGCUGCGAUCCGCUGCAGGUGCUGCAGCGCCAUUGUUCACGCAAAAGAUGUUUGAUGCCCUUGGCGUUGGUGGAGGUGGAUCACUUAUCGGAGGUGUUGCUGCUUUAUUAGCGGUUAUCCCGUUUGCCUUCUAUAAAUAUGGUGGUGAAAUCCGUAGGAGAUCCAAGUUUGCACCGACGCAGCCAAAUCCCAGUACACCUGGUGAGAAGUCGGGACCGGCCGAGCCGAAGAAGAGUGAAACAUGA
Molecule: messenger RNA, 1545 nt
Organism: Aspergillus pseudoviridinutans
Lineage: Eukaryota; Fungi; Ascomycota; Eurotiomycetes; Eurotiales; Aspergillaceae
Product: MFS transporter
Exons: 2
Coding region: 1-1545 (514 amino acids)
Biological process (GO): transmembrane transport
Molecular function (GO): transmembrane transporter activity
Source: RefSeq, a predicted model, not a curated record